CUAAACAGACAGGCAUCACGCUGGAACUACGGUAAUCGUUUGGAAGAACAGAUGUGCGACCGUUUGGUAGCGGGCGUCAACAAUCUCAGUCUGCAACGCAAGUUACUGGAGAAGAAGGAUUUAACUUUUGCCGAAGCCCGGAAAAUUUGUGAACAGCAUGAUGACUUGAUGAAGACCACUUCCAGCGAAGCAGUCACAUUAUUCCAACGGCAGAAGACUCCACCGAAUCGACCCUCAACGGCCAAACGUGCACCAAAGCCACAGAAAGAUUCCCCAGUUUUCUUCAACGGUGCAUAUCGUACCGAUCUGACAGGAGUCGCGGUUAGUCUUACAGCAGAAGAUCUGUGGAAUAGAAGCCGGAAAUGCGAAACAGUCUUGGGUAUGGUUCCUAGUUGA
Echinostoma caproni is the source of this 396-nucleotide messenger RNA. The record is from the annotation of a GenBank genome assembly. NCBI's taxonomy places the organism in Eukaryota, Metazoa, Platyhelminthes, Trematoda, Plagiorchiida, Echinostomatidae.